Molecule: messenger RNA, 2082 nt
Organism: Talpa occidentalis (Iberian mole)
Lineage: Eukaryota; Metazoa; Chordata; Mammalia; Eulipotyphla; Talpidae
Gene: SPATC1
Product: spermatogenesis and centriole associated 1
Source: RefSeq, a predicted model, not a curated record
CCCGGGGCCCUGGGCAGCUCCAGGUGCAGGGCCCGCGCCGGCCGCCCUCCGCUGCCCGGGGCAUGUCUCUGCUCACCAACUACGAGGGGCUUCGGCAGCAGAUCGAGCGGCUGGUGCGGGAGAACGAGGAGCUGAAGAAGCUGGUGCGGCUCAUCCGGGAGAACCACGAGCUCAGGUCGGCCAUCAAGACGCAGGCGGCAGGCCUGGGCAUCAGCGGGUUCAGCGGCCGGCUCGGCGAGGCGGGGAGCGGCUCUGCUCCGUGCCAGGGUGUCUUCUUGUCCCCGUCCCUGGCCACAGCGGGUGAAUCUGUCCUGGAGGAAAUGGGGGUCGUGGCUUUGGCGCCCCUAGCUGAAAUGCUGAACAGCUCGCAGUCCAGUCCCCUGACGGGCCCUCUCAACACGCUGCUGUCCAGCCCAGGGCCCAUGUCACAGAGCACCCAGCUCACCAGCCUCCUGACAGGGCCCCUGGGCAGCCGCCUGACCAGCCCCAUUGCUGUGACCCCUGUGGGCACCCUGCCCAGUUCCCUGGGGCUGCCCUCCACUGGCUCCCUGACACCCAGUGGCCCCCUAGCAGCCCCCCUGGCCAUGUCCCAGGGGGGCCCCCUGACCAGCUCCCUGGGGUUGCCUUCGACAGGCCCCAUGUUGCCCAGCGGCCCCCUGGUGGACCCCCUCACCAUGCCCCAGGGGGGCCCCCUGACCAGCUCCCUGGGGCAGCCUUCGACAGGCCCCCUGAUGACCAGUGGCCCCCUGGUGGACCCCCUGGCCAUGUCCCAGGGCAACCCCCUGAUGGCCCCCAUGACUAGCCCCAUGGCCCUCUCUCUGGGCAGCCCCCUUUUCACCUCCACACCUGCAUCUCUUGGGGUCUCUCAGAAUCUCCUGGCCAACCCCAUGAGCAAUCUCGUGGCAUCGGAGACCCAGGGGGUGCGGCUGGCAGAGCCACCCCAGGGAGCCCCCGCGGCCCCCCACCCCUCGACCUGCACGGUGCCUGCCACGACCUCCAAAGCCCCAGUCACCACUGAGUACCCCCAGCCAACCCAGGACCCCGAGCCCCUCAAUGUGACAUUCGGGGGUGCGCCCAUCCAGCCCUCCAGCUCCAUCAGUGCUGCGGGCACAGCGGGCCCCACACCGGCCUUCUACGGCACCUCAGAUGCCUGCACCCAGCCUGGUGCCCCCCAGGGACCAGCCGUUCCUGCCUCUGUCCCCGCCUCCCAGACUGGCUCCCCCGCUGUCCCCCCCCCCCUCCUGCCCCCACCCCGGCUCCCUCAGCCACACACGAGCUGCCCCCCCUCCAGCACCACCCAGGUCGCCCAGGACACCCACCAGGCCCCCGCUCAGGCACACCACUCCCCCACACGGCCGCCACCCAGCUCCCGCUCCCCCCCACGCAACCCCCACUCCCCGCCUCGAGCCCCAUCCUCCGCGGCUGCUGUCCAGGGGACCCGGGCCCCACGCGGCCCAGACGUAGCCCGGAAGAGCACCCCAGACCCCGAGCGCAAGCUGACCCACCGCAAGACCUGCAAAUUCCCCGACGGCGCCCGAGAGCCGAAGCAGCCAGCCUGGGAGAGGCUGGUGGGGGAGAUCGCCUUCCAGCUGGACCGCAGGAUCCUGUCCAGCAUCUUCCCAGAGCGGGUGCGGCUGUACGGCUUCACCGUUUCCAACAUCCCCGAGAAGAUCAUCCAGGCCUCCCUGAACCCCCACGACCACAAGCUGGAUGAGGACCUCUGCCAGACCCUCACACAGCGCUACGUGGGCAUCAUGAACCGGCUGCAGAGCCUGGGGUACAACGGGCGCGUGCACCCCGCGCUGACGGAGCAGCUGGUGAACGCCUACGGCAUCCUGCGGGAGCGGCCCGAGCUGGCCGCGUCCGAGGGCGGCUCCUACACGGUGGACUUCCUGCAGCGCGUGCUGGUGGAGACGGUGCACCCCAGCGUGCUCACGGAUGCGCUGCUGCUGCUGUCCUGCCUCAGCCAGCUGGCGCGUGACGACGGCAAGCCCAUGUUCAUCUGGUGACCGCGGCCGCGCCCCAGCGGCAUUAAAGCUUCACAGCCACUGGCCGCGGCACAGGGGCUGCCUGCACCGCCCC